Closterium sp. NIES-67 is the source of this 5981-nucleotide messenger RNA. NCBI's taxonomy places the organism in Eukaryota, Viridiplantae, Streptophyta, Zygnematophyceae, Desmidiales, Closteriaceae. The record is from the annotation of a GenBank genome assembly.
CUCCUCUUGUCUGUACUAGGUUUCCUGAUCUUGGAUAUUCGCCUCAUCUCUCUCUGACUUGUUAGAUCGCUCCAGCGGGGGCUUAGCUAGCCUGAUCACCAAAUACACUGCCAGGUUAUUGACUUUCCCGGCGUGCUGUUGAUUAUUGAUCUGAGCCAUGCCCCAAAGUCAUUUGUUCGAUCUGCGUAGGCUUGCGUUUCCGUUUCCUGAUGUCGCUGGCCUCACAGGCUGCAACGACCAGGAUUCAUUCUGAAUCUCGCAUGUCCUCGCCGCAUCGCUCGUCUGCUCAGGGAGUCCGUCGGUAUUCUCUAGGUUUCCCCGCUAGUGCAGAAUCUGACCAAGGAUUCCGACCAACUAUCUUACCCGGUAGUCACACUGACCGUUUAGGAAGUCGACACGUAACCAGUGCCGACGAGAAUACCUAUAUCGCGUACGGUAACCUGAACAGUGAUCGCUGUUCAACAGCUGAUCUUAGGAAAGGGAAGCAUACUGGCGAGACCGCGGCGAAUACACUUGGUCCGCCAAUAGCAAACCUGACCAAUCAAGCGAGGCUCCAUAUGGUCCAGAACCAGCCUGCACCCUCGCAGGCUUUAGGGGGACCCGAUACUCGGCACCUCGAUACGCAGCAACUCGAUACGCCGCAACUCGAUACGCGGCAAAUCGAUACGCAGCAACUCGAUACGCGGCAACUCGAUACGCGGCAACUCGAUACGCAGCAACGGAGUCCAGGCACUGAAACGCGCAACCACCUUGAUACAAGCGAGGCUUCUCGAACCGACCCUCAGGGCCAGCGAGACAAGAGUUUACCCACGAAUAUUCACAAUGGGCCGAAUCUCCUGGGAAAUCCGAAGGCGGAGGGAGAGGAUCGCGCACAGGCGAAUGGCUCGCUUCAUGGUGGCCCGAGUCCGUCGCUAAUGCUGCAGUCGUCAAACACCCAGCCGAAUUCGACCGAUCUUGUAGAGCAGCGGCAGUCGAAACCUACACCAGAGGAGACGAAUUCUGAAGAUCGAGAACGACAAGAUUCCAAGGCUAUAGGGUUUCGCGGUGCUGCUAACAGCGCGGACAGGAAGAUUCAGGGGACGAUGACUGCGAUGCCUGCGCUGCACCGUCCGCCCUCGCAGUCGCUCCCGGUCCGAGCGAUGGCGCGGCUGGAGGAUGCCAGAGUGCCGGAGAAAGCGUACCAGCAACUGCUGCAGCAGCAGACGGCGCAGCAGCAGCAGCAACCACAGCAGCAGAAGCAGCAGUCGAGUUCACAGCUGCAGCAAUCUCAGCAGCAGCAGCAGCCUGACCGGCCGCAGUCGCCUUUCUCCCCGGCUCACGUUCCGCGGCAGCACCAGCAUCAGCCGCAGCAACAAUCCCCUCUUGGCUACUCCCCGCAGCAGCAGCAGCAACCACAGCUGCAAAAAGCACAGCAACAGCAGCAGCAGCAGCCUCAGCUGAAUGUGGUUCAAGGCCACCAGGGACAGCUGCAGCAGCAAGCUCAGCUACCCGCGCAGCAGCACCAACAGCCCCAGGCGCAGGGGCAGGCGCAACAGCAGCAGAUGACGCCCCAAGGGCAGACUCAGCAAAUGCAGACGCAGCCGGCGCAACCGUCCCAGCACCAGCAGCCAUUUUCCGCCCAGACCGCCAUGCAGCAACAGCAACCUCAGCAGCAACAUCCCCCUCAGCAGCCUUACUACCAGCAACCACAGAAUCAGCAAUCACUGCAGCUAUCCCAGCAACAGCAGCAACAGCAGCAACAGCAGCAACAGCAGCAACAGCAGCAACAGCAGCAGCAGCAGCCGACUCAGCAGCAAUUUCUCCCACCAUCCGUCCAACAUCAGGCGCAGCAGCCAGCACAACCGCAGCAGCAGCAGCAGUAUGGUCAACCUGCGUACCAGCAGCAGCAUCUGCAGCAACAGCAACAGCAGCAGCAGCAGCAACAACAUCAGGGGCAGCAUCAAGUGCAUCAGCCGCCACAAGCGCCGUUGCCGCAGCAGCAGCAGCAGCAGCUGAUGUCAGCACAACAUCAACUGCCAGCUCAGCAGCUGAUGGCUCCGCAGCAACUGUCAAUACCUGGCCAACAACCACCAAUGCAACCGCAGCAGCAGACGAUGCAACCACAGCAACAGAUCAUGCAGCCUCAGCAACAGCUGCAGAUCCAGCAGCAGCAGCAGCCACAGAUGCAGCAGAUGCAGCAGAUGCAGCAGCAGCAGCAGCAGCAGGCAGUGCAGUUCGCAGUCCAGGGCUCUCAGGCAUCUGCCCCCGUUCCAGUAAUGAAUGGAGUGGCAGGGAUGCCGCAGCAAGGCAUGCCGCAGUCGAGCACGGCGCAGCAGCAGGGCAUGGCGCAGCAGCAGGGCAUGGCGCAGCAGGGCAUGGGUCAUCCAUCAGGUAGCAUGCAGCAGCACAGCAUGGGUCCGCCUCAGAUGGUAGCGCAGCUGCAGGCACUGGUGCAGGGACAGGGCACAGGGCAGCACGGAUUGUCCCAACCGCACAUGGUGCAUAACGCCAUGAUGCAACCGGGUAUGGCACAACAGGGCAUGGCGCAACAAGGCAUGCUGCAACAAGCCAUGGCGCAACAAUCCAUGGCGCAACAAGGCAUGGCGCAACAAGCCAUGGCGCAACAAGGCAUGGCGCAACAAGGCAUGGCGCAACAAGGCGUGGGGCAACAAGGCGUGGGGCAACAGCAAGGGAUGUUUCAACCGGGCUUGGUCCAACAAGGGAUGUCGCAACAGCAAGGGAUGUCGCAACAACAAGGGAUGUCGCAACAAGGCAUGGCACAGCAACAGGGCAUGGCACAGCAGCAGGCGUCACAGCAGCCGAUGUUUGGCUUUCAGGGAGGGCCAUCUGCCUUCCUGCCACACAACGGCCAAGCCUACCAGCAGCAGAUGCAGCAGAUGCAGCCGUUGCAGCCAAUGCAGCCGAUGCAGCAAGUGCAGCAAAUGCAGCAGCAGCAGCCAGGUCAACACAUGAUGCACAUGCAAGCACCAGCAAUGCCCAUGCAACAAGGCUCGGUACUAAUGCAACAAGGCUCGGUGCCAAUGCAGCCGGCACCUGCAGCGCCCAUGCAGUCAGGCAUGCCCAUGCCCAUGCCCGCACACCAGCCUUUUUCAGCCCUGCCUAUGACUGUGCAAGUCGUGUCGGCUUCCCUCCCUUCUCCCCUGCAGCAGCAGCAACAGCCACCUGGGAAUAUACCUGGGCAGAACAACAUGUCAGGCGACUUCGGCUCCUGGGCGCCCUUCACGGUGACGCAGUGGCAGGAGCUGGAGCAGCAGGCGCUGGUUUUCAAGUACCUCGUGGCAGGCGCGCCAGUGCCUCCGCACCUCGUGGCCGCGCUCAGGGCCUCCUGCGCGCGCCUCCCCCCCCUCGCAGCGCUGCAGCAGCCUGCCGCUCCUUCUGGCCAACCGGGAUGGGCGCAACCAGCGCAGCAGGUGGAGCUGGAGCCGUUCAGGUGCCGGCGGACAGACGGGAAGAAGUGGAGAUGCUCCAGAGAGGUUGUCCCGGACCAGAAGUACUGUGAGCGCCACAUGCACCGCGGUCGCAACCGCUCGCGCAAGACCCAUGACCGCGCGGCCCCCGGCACCUCGCUGGUCGACGCAAACGACGCUGACGACGGCCCGGCUGCUGCUGCUGCUGGCGGUGCUGGCGACGGUGGAGCUGCUGCUGCUGCUGGUGCUGGUGCUGCUGGUGGGGAUGCAGGCACGCCAAGGACAGCAGGCGCUACAGGAGCAGGUGCGGGAGGAGGAAGGGGGGGAGUAGGUGCAGGAGGGCCAGGAGCGAGAUCAGCAGUGAUGACCCCCUCCAGCAUCAACACCACUGAUCUCACCACCUCCCAGAGACUAGGGGCCGCCCCAUUCAGUGCCUCUUACCCUCCCAGCGCCACAUACCCUCCCACUGCCACACACCCUGGCCAUUCCACGUACCCCGGCAGUGCCACAUACCCUUCCAGUGCCACUUUCCACCCGCCUAGUGAGAGAGGGGGAAUGGCUGGUCUGCUGCAUGGGAACCCCCCGCCUCCCCUGACUCUCCCCCCUCCCGUGCACUCGGUGGCGGUAGGUGGUGCAGGGAAUGGGGCCGAGGUGAGAGGAGGCGAGGGAACGGAGCAAGCACAAGCAGCAGCGGUGGUUGGGGUGCAAGGAGAGAUGCAAGGCGCAGCAGCAGCAGCGAUGGGGGCGCAAGGAGGGAUGCAAGGAGCAGUAGCAGCGUUGGGGGGGCAAGAAGCGGGACAAGGGCCGUUGCCCAGCCAGUAGGUCUACCAGUCAAUUCAAUGCAGCACCACAAUACCCACCUUCACAGCAGCAGCAGCAGCAGCAGCAGCAGCAGCAGCAGCAGCAGCAGCAGCAGCAGCAGCAGGUGCGGCCAGCACAACAGGCAGUGCAGUUGCAGUGGGAGCACGGUCUCUUGCCACGGCAGCCCUUCUCCUACAACCCACCCCAUCCUCACCCGCAGCAGCAACCCGCUCCAUCGCCCCUGCCUACCUCUCAAGAACCGGCGCCUUUGCAAGCUAGCCAUAGUCAUUCGACCAUGCUCACCCCAAAUAUAGCACAGCAGCAGCAGCAGCAGCAGCACCACCAACACCAGCAGCAACAGCAACAACAGCAGCAGCAGCAGCAGCAACAGCAGCAGCUGCAGCAGCAGCAGCAGCAGCACCAACACCAGCAGCAACAGCAACAGCAACAACAGCAGCAACAGCAGCAGCAGCAGCAGCAGCAGCAGCAGGCGUUAGGUACUGCACCAGCAGGCGCUCAGGUGUCUCCACGACUGGCCAGCACGGGCGGCAACCAGCUGCUGCCAGGCCACUACCAGAUCGGAGGGCCACGCCUGCACUCCUCCCCUCUCAUGGGUCCGCGGGCCUCACUCCACGCCUCAACCCCCAACCACGCCUCAACGCCCAACCACGCCUCAACGCCCAGCCACGCCUCAAUGCCCAGCCACGCCUCAACGCCCACGCAUGGCCCUCGCCCCGCCCUCCAUGCGUCUACCCCCACCCAUGGCCCUGUGUUCCUGCAUGCGUCCACGCCUGGGCCCUCCCCACUUCAGGCGUCAAGAGUGUCAGGAGGAGCUCCUCCCUCUCCCGUCCUGCAAGUGCCAAGGCAUUCAGGGCCUGUUCCCUCGCCGUCUCCCUCGCCGUCUCUACACGCUGUGAAGCCCGGCGCCUCUCCUCUCCUCCAGGCAGUGAGGCCUGGAGCUCUGCUGCACGCGUCCUCUCCACUGCAGGCAGUCCAGCCAGCAGCGUCACCUGGCCAGCAACCGCACACACAAGGAGCAGCCUCCCUUUCCUUCCGGCCAGUCAAGCCUGCAGCGUCGCCGGCACUGCGACCAGCAGUUGGCUCGACACUGCAUGCUGCUGCUUCCCCUGGCGCCGCCGGUGCAAGCGGUGCUGUUGAUGGACGUGGUGGUCUGAGCUUGAGCGGUGUGAGAGCAGAUGGCGGAGAGGAGGCAAGGGGUGAGAGGGUGACAUGCAGAGACGAAGGGAGGGGGGGAAGUGUGAGAGAGGGAGGUGGUGAGAGGGCGUAUGCUGCUGCUGCUGGUGCUGCUGCUGAUGAUGAUGAUGAUGCUGCAGCAGCAGCUGGAGGCAUGCGCACUGGGAAAGGAGGAGAGGGUGGAGGUGGUUCUGAGGCGGGCUUAGGCACUGCAAGGCCGUCUCCCAAUUGCGUGCUGCAGCCUCCUUUCAGCCAAUCCGAGAGUGGGGGGGGUGACAAUACUCCUGCCGUGGUCUCUCCCCCGGGGCGUGUGAUGCUUCUGCAAUCAAACCGGCAACCGUCGCCUGUGCAAGUGGGAGCAACAGCGGCACCCAUUCAUAGACACUUGAGAUGAGCCAGCAGAAGAAACCAUCUCACUAGUGUGAGCCCCAUUAUAAAUAUAAAUGGUUGGCAUCAGAACACAGCACUCUUUCUGUUACGAUGGCCUUGCUGCCAUGACAGUUAGGCUGACCCCUGCUGAUUUAAACCCACGGGUUUUCACGUGCUGAUUCCUUAUUCACAGCAUUGAUUCAAUUUUGA